AUGUCUAGCUUAAAGGAGGAAGAUCACACACAAGAUUCGCUUGGUAAUACUAUAAUCAAACCAUCUCAUAAACCAAACAACCAAGUACCAAAACAUCCUAAAUUAACCAUCAAUGAUCUCCCUCCAGAAAUACUCAUCCAGAUAUUUACUAAUUUGGAUCCUAUAUAUCUCAACACAUUAAGACUAGUAUGCAAAAACUGGAAUUAUAUAAUUAAUGAUAAAGAGCUAUGGAUGAAAUCCUUCCAAUUAAGAUUUAAUAUCCCCAUUACAUCUUCUAGUUUCCCUUCACUAUCACAAUCACUGAAUUGGAUGAAUGAAUAUUUCACACGAUUACAAGUUAAUAAGAAUUGGAAACGUGGGAUAUCGGUACACAAAACAUACCAAAUUAUCAACAAUGAACAUCGAUUUAAUGAUAUUACAAUGGUUGAUUUCGGUAUGAAUAAAAUUUUAACGUAUGAUAAACGAUACAACAAUAUAUCCAUUGGAAAAUUAUCAGAUGGCAAAAAUCAAGGAUUUAUACCAGGAAGUAUUAGUGGGUUUCUGACCGAUGUGUUGUGUUUUGAUAUUAAUUGGAAUUAUUUAGUGACAGGGAUGAAAAAUGGAGAAGUAAUACUUAAAAACUUGUAUACUUCGACAUCAGCGUCUCAAAGGUCAAGUGUCACCAAAUUUGAUACUAUGGAAGAUAGUCCCAUAAUGGAUAUCAUUAUGAACAAAGAUUUGAUAAUUAGUGGGUCGUAUAAUGGGAAUCUAAGGUGUUGGAAUUUACAGGGUAAAGUUGUAAAAGAGUUCAGAUUAGAGGAAGUGAUAUACAAUAUAUCAAGCGAUUUUAAAAAACAUAUAAUUGUCAAUACAGAUCGUCAUAUAUUUGUGAUUGAUUAUCAAGCAGAAGAGAUUAUAUCAAAAAUUGAUUUGGGGUUUAUAAUCAAUGAAAAUGAACCUUUAGAAUAUGAUUUGUUGAUAAGGCUGAAAAAUAAAUUGGAUGUUGAUUAUGGGACUAAGAAAGUUAUAAUAUGUUAUAAAUCACACAUCCAGGUAUUUUAUUUUGAUAAUCAUAGUCAUCGUGAAAUGAAAUUAGACCAAAAUGUCGAAGUAAUAGAUUCCCGAUUUCAAAUUGCCACUUCCAAUAAGUUUUUCAACAGAAAUACAUAUGUUGUUGGACAAGAUGGAUUACUAUAUGGUAAUUUGUUAUCUGAUGGCAGUGUAAUCAUUUGGAAUGUAAGAGAGGAUUCAGUGUUGAUCACUCCUAUUACUCAAAUUUAUCCUGAAUUAGAUCACAAAAAAUAUUCUCAUGGACUUAAUCAUGCAAUAGCACGACACAAUUUAUUAGAAAUUACAUCUUUUGCAAUGAACGGGACCAUGUUGGCAAUUGGUGGAUAUAAUGGGCUCACCAAUGUAUAUGAUGUCUUUACAGGGAAGUUUAUUAGAGAAAUAUCAAUCAAAUAUCCAGCAAGAUUUCAACAUAUGCAUAAUUCCUUAGUACCGAUAUCGUCAAUUCAAUUGAAUCCAAGCCAAACUGACAACAAUGGAAUUAUUAUAUGUGGGGAUGCUGUUCAAUAUUUCGAAUUUGGCGAAAUCAAACAACCACCAGGUAAACAACCACAAAGGCGACAAAUGCAAAAGAGUUUAAAUAAUCGUGGCAAAAAUGAAUCGGUGAAAAAGAUUAGAGAUGGACUUGAAGACUAUGAUGAAGAAAAACAUCGACAGUCACAUGCAGACAGGCUAUUAGACAAAUACAAUGGGAAUAAAUACGAAGACGAAGACGAAGAGUUGAUGAUGGCGUUGGCAUUGAGCGAAAGCAUGAACAAUAGUCGAGAUGCCAGUCAAAUAUCAGUGAAUGAAUCGUUGCUAACACCAGAAGAACUUGUUGGUGAAGGUCAGCAAGAUGAAGAAGAAAUGGAUGAAGAACUCAGAAGAGCAUUAGAACUUUCAUUGAUUGAACAUUAA
Messenger RNA from Candida dubliniensis CD36, 1944 nucleotides. RefSeq names its product SCF ubiquitin ligase complex subunit. NCBI's taxonomy places the organism in Eukaryota, Fungi, Ascomycota, Pichiomycetes, Serinales, Debaryomycetaceae. The record is from RefSeq and is a predicted model, not a curated record. Gene Ontology annotation, cellular component: SCF ubiquitin ligase complex. Gene Ontology annotation, biological process: SCF-dependent proteasomal ubiquitin-dependent protein catabolic process. The transcript has a single exon. Bases 1 to 1944 code for a protein of 647 amino acids. Gene Ontology annotation, molecular function: protein binding.